Molecule: messenger RNA, 2291 nt
Organism: Drosophila novamexicana
Lineage: Eukaryota; Metazoa; Arthropoda; Insecta; Diptera; Drosophilidae
Product: zinc finger protein weckle
Exons: 3
Coding region: 115-1974 (619 amino acids)
Biological process (GO): regulation of transcription by RNA polymerase II
Cellular component (GO): nucleus
Molecular function (GO): zinc ion binding; DNA-binding transcription factor activity; RNA polymerase II cis-regulatory region sequence-specific DNA binding
Source: RefSeq, a predicted model, not a curated record
AAACAGUUAUUGUUAGCAUUUCCCAAUUAGUAAAUUGAAUAUAAUUUAUUUAAAAAUGAUUUUUAGUGCUAUGAAGUACUUAGAAAGCUAGUGCAAUAUUGGUAAAUAGUACAAAUGGCUGCAGACGAGCAGCAAAGUGCACCCAGCGAUUGGCUGCUGUGGUGUCGCCUUUGCGCUAAGGACGAUCUCCAGGGAAAUAUAAAUGUGUUUUUGAAAAACGAACAGACUGCAGCUCCGGGCGAGCAAAUGGCAGAUGGAAAUGGAGCAGCAGCUGGCGCUGCUGCAGUCAGCGACAUGGCGCUAGCCACAGCCAUUGGCAAAUACUUCUGGGUGAAUAUAACACGCGGCGAGGAGCUGCCGGAGAUGAUAUGCAGCGAGUGCCUGAGUUUGGUGACAUCGCUGGUCAAUUUUUCGGAGCGCAUAACGCGCGUGCAGAAGCUCUAUUGCAUAUUGCAGAGCACGCCCAAGGAUUCGGUCAAUAUGCAGGAGCUGCGCGCCAGAUUUGGGCUGCUCGAGGAGCGGCACCAGCAGUUGGAGGCAGAGCCGGAGACGCUAACCGAAGUGCAUUAUGUGGAGGAGAAACCGAAGCUGACUGAGCUGGAGGAGACGUCGUUGGAGUUGGAAAAUCCGCUCACGCCGUGCGUACAAAGUGUGGAGACGAAAACAGUUGACCAGCUGGAACGAGUAGAAGCAGCAGCAGUUGACCAAGAAGAUCAGCUAGAGGAUGAAGACGAACAGGCGGAGGAGGCGGAUGUAGAGGAGCAGGAGCUGGAGCAGGAGCAGUCCGGAUACGAAGAUGCGGGCACGGAGCUGCUGCUGAAUCUAUGCGAAGUAUACAGUCAGGACGAGACCAAUUCUUUGGAUAGCGCCAAGCCUGUCCAGCCGAAGCCGCACAAAGCCAGGCCAGGCAAAUCCUAUCAAUGCAGCGAAUGCCCCCGGAUCUACGCACUGCCGCAAACGCUGCAGCGGCACAUGCGCCAGGACCAUGACAAGACCGAAGCAGACUCGACCAAGCUGAUAGCCUGUGAGCAGUGCGAGAAGCAGUUCCGGUCACGCUACCAGCUGCAGCGGCACAUGCAACAGCAUCUGCCCAUGCCGAAGCGCAAGCGUUAUCCAUGCGGCAGCUGUGGCAAGAAGUUCACCACGAACGCCUCCGCCCAAUCGCAUGCCCAGUAUAUGCAUCAGGAGGAGCGACCCCGUCCGGUCAUCUGUGAGCAAUGCGGCGUGGCGGUGCAUUCGCUGCACGCGCUCAAGGAGCAUCUGCUCAGCCACACGGAUUACGCGCCUUACGAGUGCGAUGUGUGCAAGAAGUGCUUCAAGAGCAUAAGCCGGCUGAAACAUCACAAGGAGACGCACGAUCCACACAAGUACAUCUGUCCCGAAUGCGGCAUGCAGCUGAAUUCGCGACCCACGCUCAACCGUCAUCGGCUGGUUCACACGGAUCAGAUGCAGCACAAAUGCGACUAUUGCGGCAGGGAGUUCAAGCGUGCCAAGGCUCUCAAAAACCAUCUCAUUCUGCACACAGGACUGAAGCCAUACUCGUGCGAUUUCUGCGACCGCACCUUUGCCAACGGCUCCAAUUGCCGCACGCACAAAAAGAAGUCACAUCCCGAGGAGCUGGCCGCACAGGAGGCGGCAGGCGGCGGCAAGAGCUACAAUCGCAACAUACCCAAGCUGGAGGCGCUGAAAGCAUUCACAAAGAACAAGGACAAUCUGUCGCCGGUGGCCACCAAGCAGAGCGGCUGCUUCGCCUUCGGCAAGAAGCCCAAGGCGCCAACAGCGAAAGCAGCAGAGCUGCCCUUCCCGAGUCCAGCAACUGGCAUACCCACCAUAGAAAACAUUUACAAUCAUCUAAUGAAGCCCGAGGUGCCGCCACAGCCACAGCAGCAGCUGGUACUGGCCAGCGAUGGCAGCGCAAGCAUCCUGCCGGUGGAGCACGCGGAGUCCAGCACCACGCAAAUCUUUUCCUAUUAGACUCCAAUUGGGCGCGCUUAUUUGAAUUGUCGCCGCGCACUGCGCAUGUCCAUGUCAGAGGCGGGCGCACAGUCACCCCCAUGGAUGUUUUUUUUUUUGUUUUUUAUAUGGGGGUAGCGCCAAAUGGCCAAUAUCCUUUAUGAAGGAAUUUAGUUCAGUUGACAGCGUGCGCUUCCUCGUGUCUGCUACGGCAGGGAAUUUGUUUAAAAUUGACUUAAACGCUAACCAAAAGAAUUGUAUUAAAGCAAGCAUUAGAGAAGCGUUUAACCAUGUGCCACCAGGCGCUAUUGUGCAUUAAUAAAAGUGCUUCAAAUAUU